Penicillium coprophilum is the source of this 984-nucleotide messenger RNA. RefSeq lists its product as uncharacterized. NCBI's taxonomy places the organism in Eukaryota, Fungi, Ascomycota, Eurotiomycetes, Eurotiales, Aspergillaceae. The record is from RefSeq and is a predicted model, not a curated record. Bases 1 to 984 code for a protein of 327 amino acids. The transcript has 2 exons.
AUGCGGUCCCCGGAGAUGUCACAUAGCCCCGCCUAUUAUCAGAAUCCAGGACCUUUUGGAACGACACAUCCUCGCUCGAUCGUCACCCCUCCACCGGCUGCUCGUCGAUCUCAAGAACAAUCCUCUGUAUUGGGGCACCCCAUAGGUGGAUCCCGAUCCUCGUCUCCUCUACCGAGCCGCGACGCCAGUCCGCGCUCAUCCGUCUCACGGGCACAACGUGUAUACCAUAACCAGACACUGGGUGGAUCUUCCUGGCCCGGUUCAGACCCUCAAGAGACCGAUACCGUUCCGGCUGGCUCGACAUCAAGUGGUGCAUACAAAGAAGAGCGAGCCCAGAGCAGCUGGGCAGAUCGACCGUCAUUAAUGCCAGGGGAACAUUCCAACCCCAGCAUAAUUCGUGUCCGAAAACGAGCCAUUCCAGAUGACGAAUUAGUCACCAAUGAGGGUCAUGAUGCUCUCCUGAUGCUGUUCCGUCUCACAAUCAUCCCAUUCUACUCGUUCGGCGCUUCUCUAUAUACCAUCUUCGCACUCUUUUUCGCCGUCUUUGUGUCACCUUUCCGUCUCUGCUCAUUCUCCCCUUACCUUCGCGCAACAACAUUCACAUCCCAAGUUUGUGACCUUCUUUCUCCUGUCCUCCACAUCCAUGAACGGCUCGUUUGCUUGCAGCCACCAUCAGUGGAAGACCGAUCAUCCUCGACGCAGUCGACCCAAUGGAUCCGCUCAGAGCCAGAUUCGGACCAACAGUCAGUCCUGUCGGAGCCGAGCGAGGUUUAUACUGUGAUUGGUUCAUUUUUCGUUCUGGUCCUAUCCCCAUUAUUCAGCAUUGUUAUUCUCCUUUUCGCAUGGACAGCCGCAUUUUUUUGGGUUUUCUCCAUGGUCCUGGGCAACCCGGAUGGCACCGAGCGCAAGGAUGACGGCCGCACCGCCGUUCUUGGAGUCUGCAAAUGGUGGCGGACAUGGCUUUGCAAAGCACGGAAAUCAUAA